AUGGUCAAGUACAUGCUUGCUUUUUUCACUUUCAGGUUGCCAAACGGUGAUCCUUUCGUCUGUGAUUCAGCUGAUAAUAUCCACGAUCUUUGGAGACGCAUGGGGCAAACCGAAGGAAGUGCCAAUGUACACGCAUCAGAUGCGACCCAUAGCACAUCUUCAUCACACGGUUCUUCGCACCAUGGGCAUUUAAGAUACCAUCCGUCGCAUGCAAGCUCAGUGCGAGUUACUCAGCACUCCAGCUACUCUGGAGAGAGUCUUCGUGAGUCAUACUGGGUUUUACCCGGUACUGGGAGAUGGAAGGUAUCAGCAAAGAUUCAGCAACUAUUAAACACACUAAAACGCCCUAAGCGACGGCCGUUGCCAGAAUUUUACGUUGACGACGAAACAGAUUUGGAAGUUGCGGCCAAUUCUAAAGAUCCAAAUGCACCAAAACCUGAGGGGAAUACAAUGGCACCCAUUGUCGGAGAGCCACUCGUAGUUCCGUCAGGAUUGCCACGCAAUUUGGAAGCUGCCUUGCAAAGAUAUGGUUCAGCUUCCUUCAAAGCGCCUGUUGCCACAGUUCUGGAUGCGGGAAAUAAGUUGAGCAACACUCUGAGUUAUGGAAAAUUAUUGAGUCGAUCUCAAAGGGUUGCGUACGCAUUGCUCAAUUAUGGUACAAGCAAAACCAGCGAGAAUGUUUCAAUCCGAGCAGGGGACCGUGUUGCAUUGGUGUUUCCGAAUUCUGACCCAUUGGGAUUCCUGUGCGCAUUUUACGGAUGCCUGCAAUCUGGCAUUGUGCCAGUGCCCAUCGAAGUACCGCUGUCACGGCGAGAUGCUGGUUCACAACAGAUCGGAUUUUUGCUCGGCAACUGUGGCGUGUCACUCGCUUUGACUUCCGAAGCUUGCUUGAAAGGCUUGCCUAAAUCAGCGACUGGUGAAAUUGUGAGCUUCAAGGGCUGGCCGAAACUUACUUGGCAAGCUGCUGAAAACCUCCCGAAACCCCCGAAAGAUUGGGUUCCGCCUCCGAGAAUCGCUGACGAUGCCGCUGCAUAUGUUGAAUAUGUCACGGACAAAGAUGGAUCGGUCAUGGGAGUCACAGUCACGCGAAACUCGAUGCUUCAGCAUUGUAGAACAUUAACAGCUGCGUGCAAUUACACGGAAGGGGAAGUGAUGGUGUGUGUUCUGGAUUUCAAGAAGGAUGUAGGAUUGUGGCAUAGUGUUCUCUGUAGUGUUUUCAAUGGAAUGCACGUCAUCUUUGUUCCGUACGCAUUAAUGAAAGUCAAUCCAGCCUCAUGGAUGCAGAUGAUCACGAAAUUCAAAGCAAGUAUUGCUGUUGUGAAAAGCAGAGAUCUGCAUUGGGGUCUAUUGGCGACGAAAGAUCACCGAGAAGUAAAUUUGUCGUCAUUGAGGUUGUUGUUGGUGGCAGAUGGCGCAAAUCCCUGGUCACUUUCGUCGUGUGAUCAGUUCCUUUCAGUUUUCCAAACAAAAGGACUCCGACCCGACGUCAUAUGCCCCACCGCAACAUCUCCGCAAGCUCUCACAGUCUCUAUAAGAAGGCCAGGAAGAGCGGGCGUGAAUGCUACAGGUCGCGGUGUUCUGUCAAUGGCUGGUCUGAGUUACGGCGUUGUUCGAGUUGAUCAGGAGAACUCGUUGACGUCCCUGACCUUACAGGAUUGCGGCCAGGUCCUACCAGAAGCUGUCAUAGUUGUUGUCAAGCUGGACGGACCGCCACACCUAUGCAAAACUGACGAAGUUGGCGAGCUUUGCAUUCAUUCAGGCGUUACGGGGCGAGAGUUUUGGGGACUUCCCGGUCUAACAAACAGUGUUUUCAAGGUUCAGCCUUUGGGUUCUGCUGAAGAAGGGCGAAAGCCAGUCUCAGUGGAAGUAACGCCAGCUGCCGGAGAACAACCCGUUUCCUCUACUGAGUCAAAUUUUGUACGUUCUGGGCUUCUUGGAUUUCUUGGACCGGGCGGACUUGUUUUCGUGUGCGGUUCUCGGGAUGGGCUCAUGAUGGUGAGUGGUCGAAGGCACAACACGGAUGAUAUCAUCGCCACGGUCCUCGCUGUGGAACCCAUGAAGUUCAUUUACCGGGGUCGCAUUGCUGUCUUCUCCAUCCGGGUUUUGAGAGAUGAACGGAUUUGUGUGAUCGCGGAACAAAGACCGGACUGUACUGAAGAAGAGAGUUUCCAAUGGAUGUCGAGAGUCCUGCAAGCAGUCGACUCGAUCCAUCAAGUUGGCAUUUACUGCUUAGUCUUAGUUCCUCCGAAUCACCUACCAAAAACACCUUUGGGAGGCAUUCAUUUGUCCGAAACGAAGAGAAGAUUUUUACAAGGCAGUUUACAUCCUGCGAAUGUGUUGAUGUGUCCGCACACUUGCGUUACGAAUCUUCCUAAACCACGGGAAGUUCAUUCAGACAUCGGACCUGCCUCCGUUAUGGUUGGAAAUAUCGUGCAAGGAAAUCGACUUGCGACUGCAUGUGGACGAGAUCUCGGACCCGAUGAUGAUCCGGAUGGUUCGAAGAAGUUCAUUGCGGAAGUGUUGCGAUGGAGGAGUCAAGUGACAGCAGAUCACGUGCUGUUCACAUUGCUGAACUCGAAAGGCGGCGUGAGUGCAACAAUGACGUGUUCCCAGCUGCACAAACGAGCGGAGCGUGUAGCGAUGUUGCUGGUUGAAAAGGGAAAAAUCAAUACAGGGGAUCACGUGGCCUUGAUAUUUCCCCCAGGGUUGGAUCUCAUAGCGGCAUUUUACGGUGCCUUGUACGUCGGCGCUGUUCCCGUCACUAUCCGACCUCCACAUCCUCAAAACUUGCAGACAACUUUACCCACAGUUCGGAUGACGGUAGAUGUCAGCAAAUCAGUGUUGAUUUUAUCCACUGCUACUGUCAUCAAACUUCUACGAUCAAAGGAAGCAAGUAACGUUGUUGACAUCAAAUCUUGGCCGAUGACUCUGGACACGGAAGAUAUGCCGAAGCGCAAACUGCCUGCACCUUAUCGACCACCAACACCGGAAAUGUUGGCGUAUUUGGAUUUCAGCGUGUCUACCACUGGUAUGCUGGCCGGGAUCAAGAUGUCUCACACAGCAGCCACGUCUCUUUGUCGUGCCAUGAAAUUACAAUGUGAACUGUAUCCCAGUCGGCAUAUUGCUCUGUGCUUGGAUCCCUACUGUGGCCUCGGAUUCAUUCUGUGGUGUUUAAGCAGUGUUUAUUCGGGCCACCACUCGAUCCUGAUUCCGCCGUCAGAGGUGGAAGUGAACCCGUCGCUGUGGUUGUGGACAGUGAGUCAGUGGAAGGUGCGUGACACAUUCUGCUCUUAUGGCGUCAUGGAGCUGUGCACAAAAGGCCUCGGCUCUUCCGUCAUGACUCUGAAGCAGAAGGGUCUCAACCUAGCCUGUGUUCGCACCUGCGUUGUGGUGGCUGAAGAACGCCCGCGCAUCCCGCUCACCAACUCGUUUUCCAAACUCUUCUCGGCCCUGGGCCUGUCGCCGAGGGCUGUGUCCACGUCGUUUGGCUGUCGUGUGAAUGUCGUCCUGUGCUUGCAGGGUGCUGCGAGUCCGGAUUCGACGACGGUGUACGUGGACUUGAGGGCUUUGCGCAAUGACCGCGUGACUCUCGUCGAGAAAGGUGCACCCAAUUCCAUUUGUCUGAUGGAAAGUGGGAAACUGUUGCCGGGGGUCAAAGUCAUUAUCGCAAACCCGGACACGAAGGGCCAUUGCGGAGAUUCGCAUCUCGGCGAAAUUUGGGUGCAAUCGCCGCACAAUUCGAGCGGCUACUUCACUAUUUUUGGGGACGAGAAUGCUCACACUGAUCAUUUUUCAGCGCGUCUAGUCACUGGAAAUACUGCUGAGGUUUAUGCUCGCACAGGUUAUUUGGGUUUCUUACGUCGCACGGAAAGCAUCCAGGCAGAUGGUGAGCUCCAUGACGCUGUAUUUGUUGUUGGGUCUUUGGAUGAGACGAUAAUGUUGAGAGGAAUGCGAUUCCAUCCCAUUGACAUUGAAAGCACAGUCCUUCGCUGUCAUAAGAAAAUCUCCGAUGCGGUGUUCACAUGGACAAACCUGCUGGUCGUCGUAGUGGAACUGGACGGGUCGGAAAGCGAAGCCCUUGACCUGGUGCCACUAGUUACGAACGGAGUCGUUGAAGAACACCAGCUAAUUGUCGGUGUCGUCGUGGUCGUUGAUCCUGGCGUGGUACCCAUCAACUCACGCGGCGAGAAGCAACGUAUGCAUCUGAGGGACGGCUUCCUUGCCGACCAGCUCGAUCCAAUCUACGUCGCCUACAACAUGUGAGGGAGAAAUCGGCUCCGGAAACGGUCGGUUUUUUUUUUUUUUUUUUUACUUUUCUCACCGGGAAUCAAACGAUUGAUUGAGUGGAUUUGAUUGACCUGUCAUUUAUGGACAGAGCAUUUUUUAGCUGCUUUGCCAUCAUCACAAUCGACUCCUCGUUAGUUGAGAAUCUUGAGAUACGAUGUGUGUGAAGUCUCCUUCACGGUGAAUACUCAAAAGGUUUUUUUUCUCUCUUGUGUCGGGGGUUUUUCUCAUUCGUUAAUCAUAUCUUGAUGCGCGACUCAAAGAUGCUCUCUGGAGACGCUGUGUGCUCGUUGUCAAUCAACAAUACCCUUUUUGUGGUUAAGGACUCUCUUACUGAAUGUAUCCUGAGAACUCGAUCGGUUGAGUGUCGAAGAACAUGUUUUUUCGGGAAGAUAAAUUGGUCUGCUCAGGAAUUACAAGUGGAAAGCAGGCGUUAAUGGACAUCUGUGGAGUCUCAAGGUGGUGGUUGAAUUUUCGGGAAAUGAAAGACUUACUGAGGUUCAACUCCGUAUUGAUGCAAUUUGACGUCCGAUGUCUUUGAAACGGCAUGAAUCGUGCGUGGAAGGAAAACGGUUCCGUAUGAGCACAAUUUUUCAUUAAGUUUUUCAAUUAACUUGGUUUUGUGUACCUGCUCGGAAAAGAGAUGCGAUUUAUGUGAACAGGGUGAAAUGCGGAGGUAUUUGCAGAACCGGGAGGGAAUGUAAUCGGCAUUCGUCUCUCGACCUGUUCAGGAAAAACGGUGUUCGCUUUCUUUUCUUCCUUUUUUUUUUCGAAAUGCCAGGACAAAUUUUUCUGGUGCAACGAAAUUGCCUUUUUCCUUGUAGUGAUGGGUGGUGACGUGACAAUGUUCGUAAUAUUCGUCGUGAUCUAGGAUGUGAGAAAUAGUUUGGUUGAUAUCCACCCCGGUUUUUUUUCCCGCGCACCGGGUUAAGCGCUCUUUGAAUGUCAUGAAGUGCGGUUUUGUUUUGUGUCGUAAAAUCUUGUAGGUUACCCGAAAGCUUCCCUCUUAUGUAUGUCAAACUGCCUCUGUUAUUCUUCAGUGUGUCAUUUUUUUCUGUGUGCACGCGAGUUUGCGCACUCCGUAAAUCGGUCUUGCUGUCGUCGAAAUAGCGUUUCCUAGUUGGGAGACUCCGCUUCUUUGAUAGAACGCGUGCAGAAUGUGUAUCCAGUCAAGUUCGCGUCUUCGUUGAGUGUUUCUCGUAAUUUCGUCGCCGUAUUUUUGAGCAACCGCCUUUUCCGCACGGAUCAUCGAACGGAAUCCUGGACUUCGGUUCCUUCGAGUAAAAUCGGAUUCACAAACUGUCUUCGGUGUUAGAAGCGUUUACAAAAUGCCGAGUAGCAUUUUUACGGAAAGAUUUUAUGAAAAAAUUAAGGAUAUCUUACUUCGAAGGCAGUUUUUUUGGCGAUGACUUUUGAAGGAAAAAAAUACAUUAAAACAGUUCGCUCUGCGGAGACGGGAGUUUCGCGGAUACACCUGUGUUUUAUCUGCACGCCCCAGAAGUGUUCGAAAGGAUCGUAUUUACGGUAUGUCCAGCGGAAGAUGAGAAAACAUUUUGGAACAUUCCAGUGUUUCACCUUCAACUUCGCUCUCCCGAUAUAACCGCAUCGUUUUGGUUUUCCCAUGAGUCACAUGUGAUCCUUAUGAAAUGGAAUUCGAUUGAUUUUUUGUGUUUCUGCCUUGAAGGACUCCGAAGGCAUUGUAUUCGAAUCCAAGUGACAUGAAUCCUGACGGCUCAAUUUCCCCGGUUUUUUUGGCGUUAGCUCUACAAUUUUAUUUGAAUUAAUAGACGGAAGGAUCGAAAGAAACGUGUAAGAUUUUUAUUUUGAGUUCUUUUUGACGUUUUUUUUUUAGUUGAAACUCGAGGUGAUGGCGGGACGUCGUCUCUUUUAUUUCGAAAUUUUAAUCAGUAACAGAUCGAGUCAUUUGUGUUGGCCAUUAGAAGCGUGAAGCUGAUGGUUCGCGCAUCUUUUAGCUGAUUGUGGUGGGGAGGAGUUAUUUGUGUAUUUUAUUGCUUUGUUGACAGAUCUUAUGGAUUCCGGGCGAUGCAUUAGCCUUGGCGUAAUGAAAUAUAGGAAUUGAUUGCUCUGA
Molecule: messenger RNA, 6373 nt
Organism: Notodromas monacha
Lineage: Eukaryota; Metazoa; Arthropoda; Ostracoda; Podocopida; Cyprididae
Source: the annotation of a GenBank genome assembly